GGCCUAUAGUCACGUCACUGCCUGUCCUGCACUCGGCUCACCCUUCUCUUUACCCACCUAUAGCGUUCACCUGCUUGAGGCUGUUUAGGCGACAGCCGUCUCCAUCAAUAUCAGAUUUCUGCACCAAAGCGUGUGCUCCACAGUGAAAGGCAGCUGUAAAACAAACAAACAACAAACAAACAUAAACACGUGAUAACUGUAUUUUACCGAACGUACGAGCUGUCAAAACAAAAGCUUGUUCAUCGAGGUGUGGAAAUCUUUAACGAACCUCCCGCUGCUGAUUUUACGAGGUAUGAUUGGUGAAGUUGCUGGAAGCUCUAAAUGCCUUUCACCAGUCUUUUAAACCCCUGCAUCUUUUAGACUUUGCUUUGCUGUUACUUCUGCUUCAUGGCCGUUUGUCUUGACUAGAACAAGGCUGUAUGCAAGGCUUGGGUUUGAGUGAAACAAAAGAUAGCAUUGAACUGGCAGAUGAGGAGAAAAAAAACACAAAAAAACAAAACAGAUAUGAAAUCUUUUAGCUGAUAAGCCAUGAAAUGCCUCACUUCUCUUCUUCUUCUUUUGUUGUUCUUCUUCAUGCUCCCUCUUGUUUCUCUCCCUGCCUGUAUGAACACUAGUGUGAGGAAAAAGGGAGAGGAAGAGCAGUCUGCUGUUGCAAACAGUGCCUUUGGAGAAAUCUAUAAAUGCAGUCUUUAAAAAGUCCAUGUAGCCUAAUGUAUAGAUUUGUACUCUUGGUUUUCAUUUUAAUUUAAACAUGGUAUAUUUGUAUUUAACGUUUAGCCCCCUCGGUCGUCGUUUGUGUUACACUAUGCUGGUGGUGGGCUUCAGGAAGAAGCCUCCAUUACGCCUGUAUGUGCUCGUAUGAUUGUCUGUGUCCUUCUGUCCCUGUUGAUGCGACAAUAUGCUACGUGGGUCAGUACGGAUUACUGAGCAGCAUGGAUAAAAAACAAAAUGUGUCCAAAAAUUUUUAUCCGGCAAUAACAUUAAUAACACAGUGAUGUGACUCCUGGUUUGAUCGGAUUUUUUGAAUUUCUCAGGAAAGUCUCGAGUGCUUUUUGUUGUUGUUGUUGUCGUCCACCAAACGUAUGAAAAUAAGUUUUUUUCAGUCUUUUUAAAUACGGCGGAUGACAAAGAGUUUCAAGGUUUUAUUGCCUUGAGGGCAGAAAACAAAACACGUCGUCUGAGACACAAAAACAAAAAAGUUCUCAUGAAAUGUUUUUCCAUUUUCCGGCGUCAAGACUUAAAAAACACAAACCGAUUUGAAACGUGUGCAGACUCGAGACGCUCGCUGUGCAUGAUAUUCAAAGAAAACAAACCUGUGAGAUCUGGCCAUCUUUGUGUGACAACCGUGCACUGUAGUUGGUUCAUGACAUGAAAACGCCGGGAUAAGUUCAAGUGAUCAAAAAGCAAUAAAACCAUCUUCUACAUUUGUUGUGAAAUAGAAAUGCCGAAGUACUGUUUACGCUCAACAGGCAACGCUUUGUGGUUCCGUCUGCAUGGUCUGAAUCUCCUCCGUUGUGCUUCAUGCUCCUGUUUCUUUAUUCUCAAAUGCAUAUGACCUUUUUGUAAAGUACGUUUUCACGGGACGAGCGCAAUGCUCUCUUGAUGUUUUAGUCAUCGUUAUUAUAAAAGUUAUUGUUAUUUAUAUUUAAGGGAUAUUUAGAUUUUAGAUAUGUUAUCCUGCUUAUUAGAAUAGUUAACGGAAAAAAUGUUUGGUCAGGGAAGUUUCUAGUUUUCAAGAUUACUAUAAAACAAAUUCUAUUAUAAUCUGCCACCAAAUAAGAUUGCACUGUUCUGUACUGCUGUACAGUGUCUGGGUUGUUUUUAAUUUCUGCUCAUUUCAGUUUUGCUUUCCUCAAGUAGAAUUGUUUCUCCAGCUCGCAGACCUUUUGUCGGGCCUCCAGUUCGCAGAGAGAUACCAAAGUAUUCCACAGACUCCCCUAAAGUUACUGGCUCGAAGAUAUCAGACCUUUUGUCAAUCUCAGGAAGAACCCUACGAGAGGUGUGGCGGCGGGGCGUUAGCAGACAUCUCUAUCGUGUCCCCUCGUGACGGUGGUGAAACUAACCAGUACAUGUGCUCUUCUCUUUGUAACUCUGUGCUGUGACUCUUGCUGUAUUUAUGUUCUAGACUUUAAUGUGAUGGGUUUGUUGUUUGUCCUUCGUGAACAUGUCAGUGAUUCUAAAUGUUUAUGCCUUCUUAGGGCAAAGUUCAACGGCUGUUUCUUUUUUCAAGAAACAUUAUUUCUCUGUUUUAUUUCCGUCUGUGUUGGACAUUUAAUUCACGUUAAAGCCGGCAGAUUUUUGUUUUUUCCGAGUCGAUGGGCACGCUGGGUUAUACUGAUCUGUGCAAUUGAUCUGUCCGAGCCUCAGUGUAACACGUGUUUAGAUCGCAGGAUCUCAGAUUCUUCUUCUUUCUUUGUUUAUUUGCAGCUUCUUAUUAUACGUCAUGUGUUCCUGGUACCCUCAAUUAUGUCGCUUUUAUUAUUCCUCAUCAGGCACAUUCCGAGACAUCAGUUUGCAAAAGAUUUGCCUUCGAUUUUGUGUUUAAGUCACACACAUAAAGCUUUAUGCAUUGGAGGGAUAUGGACCGCAUUUUUAGGAAGAAAAAGCUUCUUUUUAAAGAUCCGUAGUAUCAGUGUAGUUCAUCGUUUUAUUAUCAUUUUGCACUAAGAAUGGCAUAAUCAAGUUACUGUUCUCUUGUGGGUUAUGAUUGAGCAUUGCAAGCUUGUUGUUCUUCUGAUCUUUGAUGGAUAGCUCUGUGUAUACUGUAACCAUCUUCCUUGUUUCUUCACCAUAUUACAUGUUAUCACUCUCAAAAAUAAUUUAUUGCUAACAAAAAAAAAAUGAAACAAAAAACAUGCUACUGAUUGUAUGUAUUUUUAAACAAAGCCUAUUUUUUCUGUAAAAAAAAAAAGAAAAAAAAAGAAACUGUGUUCAGCACUUUUAUUCUGGGUUGUGCUUUUGUUUUCUAUAUAUUUAUAAUUUAGAUCCAAAUGUAUAUAUUGUAAAAUUUGUGCCUUUCGACUAAUUCUUUAAAAAGGUUUUCUACUCAUUAAAGGAAGGACUAUAUGAAAUUGCAAUCUUAACUUUGUAAACAAAUAAAAACUUGAAGAUUGCUGAAACCGAGUGUUUUGUUGAGCGGCCCCCGUUUAGGGAACGGCCUUUGAUCUCACUGCUGGAGGUUACGGCAGCAUGUUUAACAUUACGUCUCAUGUAUUUAAACAAGUUACAUAGUAAAUAAAGAGAUGAAAUUAAAAAGUGAAGGGGGAACUUUUACGUUCACACUAAAUAUGGACAUAACUAGUUUCUGCCAGUGAUGUUCUGCAGCUUCACAUUACACCUGGACAUCUUUUUAUUAAUGCCACAUAGUCAUGGAGGAAUUAUCAAAUACACUCUGAACUCAAACCCUCUGAAUUGUAUCGGACUAGACGUGUAAAGUAGCACAAAUUAAAAUACUUAAGUUUACUACAAGUACCCAAAGAAUUACUUGAGUAAAUGUAGUUAGUCUCUGUGCCCAUCGUCUAGAAAUCUGUGCAAACAGAUCAAAUAAAGUGUAGCAGUGUUACAAAAUCAUUUGUAAAGUUGUAGCUGUCCAUUGUUUUGUUUUCAAAGCAAAACAAACCAAAAUUAAGACUUUGACAAUCAUCCAAAAUGUGAUUUAAUCCCUGUAUGAAUACCAAAAUAUUUUGGGUGGAUGUUCAACAUUAUUUAAGAAGGAAAAGCAGGCAAACUAUUUCAUUUCAGGAUAAAAGUAUGUUUAUUUGUUUUGAAGGUAAUAAUUCUUUUGUUAUUUUCAGUCAAUUUUUUGGGGGGAAAAUUACACAUUCACAAGAAGAGACAGACUCCAAACCACAUUUUUGACACUUUUAUCAAGAACUACAUCAGUAUGGCACCACGAUAAAAACAACCUAAAGAAGGCACUAAAACUAGGUGUGUGUUAAAUAUACACAAUAUACACACAUAAUAAUAUUAGUAGUAAUAAUAAUACACUUUUAAUGCUCGCCUGCUAUGGACAGUUUUGUGAGCACACUGUGUAAAACUACCAUGUUCUCCUAAAUGAAGAAGUGAGAGAGAGAAAAAGAGAACAAUAGCGUCUCUUAUCCCAGCCAAAACCGGGUGGCCAACUUCCGGUCUUUGACGCUAUACUUUGCGUGAUGACGUCUCGAAACUCACCUGCACGUUGAGCGGCGUGGACGCCACUCCUCCAGUCCUCACCUGUCUUCAGGGAGAUUUAGGAGGAAGUCUCCAAACACCUGAAACCAGUCAACGCGAGCGAGGGAAACGUUAAAGAAGACUUCGAGAGUUUAGGUUUUUGAUUUUAUAGAACUUGGACGGGCAAACAAUUUAAUCUACAAAGCGGAAGUUUACAGCUUUACAGAAACCAGGUAUGGAGGAGCUAACAAUAUGGGAGCAACAUACAAUAACACUAAACAAAGAUCCCAAAGUAGGGUUCGGCUUUGCCAUUUCAGGAGGCAAGGACAAGCCUCACCCAGACGACGGGGAUACAGCUGUGGUGGUGUCAGAUGUGCUGCCAAAUGGACCGGCCAUUGGACGACUGUUCUACAAGGACCAGAUCGUCAUGGUCAAUGGCGUGUCUAUGGAGAACGUUUACUCUACCUACACCAUUCAGAACCUCAAGUCAUGUGGCAAGACCGCAAACGUAACGGUGAAGCGCCCUCGCAAGAUCCAGAUCCCGGCGACCACCAGACCGACUCGGGCCGUCUCCCAUUCCAACCUGCUGGACCCGGACCAUCCCAGACGACCGCGACGCUACUCUGACGGCAGCGACAACAGAGAGAGCAACCGGUACCGCGCCCGCAGCGUCUCGCCGGUACGCAACGGGCACGGCAACGCGCUGCCGCUGAUGUCGACGGCGUACAAGAGGCUGCCGCGUCAGGACGUCGUGGAGAAGCCCAUCAGGACUACACUGCUCAAGAAGAGAAUCACAGAUGAGUAUGGACUGAAGCUGGGCAGUCAGAUCUUCAUCAAGCACAUGACGGAAACAGGCCUGGCCUCGAAGGAAGGAACGCUACAGGAGGGAGACCUCAUCCUCAAGAUCAACGGCAUGACGACGGAGAAUCUGUCCCUGCUGGAGACCAAGCACUUGGUGGAGAAGAGCCGGGGCAAACUGACCAUGACGGUCCUCAGGGACGACCGCAAGUUCCUGGUCAGCAUCCCAGAGAUGGAGGACAGCGCCCCCAACAGCGACAACGACCGCCGCCGAGGCAGCAGUUCUGAACUGGAGGACAUUUCAGACCUGGACGAAGACACUCCGACUCGCAGAACGUCCCGCCAGCCCAACAGAGAGAAACGGACACGCAGAACGAGAGCUGAACCUCCUCCAUCCAAGUCUCGGGAUUCGUCACCGAUGCGCUCCACCUUGACUCGUCCGCCCGUAAAAUCCUACGCCUCUCGCAGAGCUCCCUCUGAGUCUGUGUCGGACCGCAGUGCCUCUCCUCCCGUCAGGAGAGACAGUCCGGACCUGAGGGAUCCCUCCAGCAAAUACAAAUCUCUGUCUGGUAUGUCCAUCCUCCCCAACCCUCGCUCCUCUCCUCAAGUCCCCAACUGGUCCACCUCCUCCUCCGCAUCGCGGCCUCGCAAGCCGGUGUCGGAGUCGGACUCGGACCGCAGCACCUCCCCUGUGCCGCGCAGACGGAGCCCGCGUCCAGACAGCAGAUACAAAGUUCUUCCUGAUCUGGCCUUCGGAGGAGGACUGAGAGCUUCCCCCAUUGAUGUUCGUGGCGAGACACUAAGGAGGGUCAACUCUCCUGUGAGAGUCCUGCCCUCAGACUCUGACUCGGAGUCGGAAGUGAGCCUGCCCCGUCCUCGGAGGCAGAGCACCACGUCCAAUCAGGACUCCCUCAGCAGAUACAGAGUCCUGCCAGAUGUUGCCCUGCAGCCUCACGUGGAUACGCCCCGAUGGAGCGCCCCCAGCGUCACUGCCAGCAAUCCGCCACGGAAAGCUCCUUCAGAUUCAGAAUCGGAGGCCAGUUACGAAUCUGAGCCUCGCAGGGAAUCUACGGAGCCCAAGAAGUCGAGCACGGCUAAGAGAUACAGAGUCCUGCCUGACAUCAAAUCCCCGUCAGUCGCCAUGAAGCAGGAGCCUCCUCGCCGCGUCCAGUCACCCACCAGACCUCCUCCUGAUGAUUCCUCAGAUUCAGACCAGCUGUCACAUCUCAGGAGGUCCGGGAGCUCUGAGCGGGACGUCAGCCGCCACAGAGUUCCUCGUGAUGCUAAUGGAACGGAACCCCUGAAGUCCGGCAUUUCAGCAAAGAGCAGCCCUCCAACCUACUCAAAGCCUGCAGAGGAGCCAAUCUACUCCCUACCUCCAGACUCUUACCCAGCACCUAAUCCAGGGUACAGCUCAGACCUUCACACGGUGUCGUUUGUGAAGGAGGGCAGCGUGGGUCUGAGGCUGGUGGGGGGCAACGAUGUCGGCAUAUUUGUCGGUGGAGUUCAGCCAAACAGCCCGGCGUACGAGGAGGGAAUGAAAGAGGGGGACCAGAUCAUGCAGGUAAAUAAAGUAGAUUUUGGUCAUUUCACACGAGAAGAAGCCGCCAACUUCCUCCUGAACAUCAAGAGAGGAGAGCAGGUUGAAAUCUCCACUCAGAACAAGAUGGACAUUUAUAAGAAGAUCAUCAAGUCCAACCUGGCCGACAACUUCUACAUUCGCACCCACUUUGACCACGAGGCAGAAGGCCCCAUCGGCCUGAGCUUCACCAGAGGAGAGGUGUUCAGGGUGGUGGACACGAUGCACCGCGGGAAGUUGGGCAACUGGCUGGCCAGCCGCAUGGGGAACGACCUGCACGAGAUGGAUAAAGGCACCAUCCCCAACCAGGCCAGGGCCGAGACGUUGGCCAGCAUAGAGCAGUCGCAGCGGAUGAGCGGAGAGAGGCAGGUGUCGGGGCCGAGAGCCGAGUUCUGGAAGCUACGGGGGCUCAGAGGGAACAAAAAGAACGAGAAGAACGGCCGCCGGAGUCGCGACGACCUGCUACACCUCACCAUUCAGGGCAAAUUCCCGCCCUACGAGAGAGUCCUGCUCAGAGAAGCUAAUUUCAAACGGCCCAUUGUCAUUCUGGGUCCUCUUAAUGACAUUGCCAUGGAGAAGCUGGCCAGAGAGAUGCCUGAUGAAUAUGAAGUGGCAGACAUGGUUCCUCGCAGUGGAGGAGGAGACAGCGGCUCCACAGUCAUUAAACUGGACACUGUGAGGAGAAUAGCUGAGAAGGACAAGCACCCUCUUCUGGACAUCACUCCUACUGCAGUGGAAAGGCUGAACUACAUCCAGUACCACCCAAUGGUGCUGUUCCUGGACCCGCACAGCCGCAAGGACGUCAAGGCCAUCAGGCAGAGGUACAGCCCCAACUCCAACAAGAGCUCCAGACGCCUCUACACACAAGCCCUGAAGCUGAGGAAACACUGCAGCCACCUUUUCUCAGCACGUAUUGACCUGCAGCCCAGCUCCAAUAUUUGGUACGAGAGUCUGAAGGAUAAGAUCCGCCACCAACAGUCAAAACCUGUCUGGGUGUCUGAAGUGAAGUUGGAGAGCGGAGGAGAACAGGACUUGGAUGCUCUGGACCAAACCCAGUCCGACUACCUCAGUGCUGCCAGUGACCUGGAGGACACGGACGGAGAGAUCUACACCGACAACGAGGAGCUGGAGGAGGCUUACCCCGGUCAGAACGUUGAAGAGCUCCCCAGAGGCUCCAGGGUAGCCGGAGCUGCUUUAGCCCGAUCAUCUGAGCCCGCCGCCGUGCGCCACAGCCCCACCUUCGACUCCGAGUCUGAAUCCGACACGCACUCGCACAGAGAAAUCCCACCGCUGAUGCACGUGCCUGAACCCAGAGCACGGCAGGAGAGUUACAGCCCGUCUCACAGCGCCGCUGAGGAGGACGACCGAGAAGACUUCUCUCAUCGCAGUUUCACAGACUCAGAUUUCAGUGCGCUCAAUGUGGUCGCGCGCACCACUCCGUCAGAGGGACCCCCGGAUUUUAUAGCCCCCGACCCCUACACCCGGUACUCGGUGACCGAGCCUUCGUACGCCGAGGUGCAGCCCGAGAGCCCACAACACGCCAGCCUGUCUGUUAUCGAGGAGAAAUUACAACAGGCUCGCUCUGCAGCGCCACAGGAACCAGCUGAGGAGAGGAAGGGCCCUCAGUUCAUCGUGCUAGCACAUCAUCACCAGGCGGUCCAGUUCAGACGCACACAGAUCCGAGGCAGCGACAGCUCCGAGGAGGAGGAAGAGGUGGAUGACGUUGAAUGGGGUCCUGCGACGGAGCUAUAAAGUUUGAAUCGAGGAUUUAAAGCCGGAGUCCACUAAACUGACGAGGACGUGGAGACUAUUUCACUCUUUCAAGAAACUCUCUUGGAUCAUUUUGUACCAUUUUCAUGAACGGCCUAGUUCGGUUGUGGGAGAUUUUAUGAAGUUAACUUUUUAAAUGUUAACUAAAAGUGUUAACAUCUAACGAAAGGUUCUAACGUGAAUGUUCAGAUCAGAGUGCCUGAGUAGCUCUUAUUUUGUAUUUAAAUAACACCAUGUCAAACAAGUCAGCCUUACCUUUUGUUACUGCCGCUGUUUGGAACAUAACAAAUUCUAGUUUUAUUAGAAAUCACACCGAAUGAGUCUCUUCAUAGAAAUAUUAUGUUUAGUUAAUAUGUUUAAAUAUAUUUUCAUUUAAACAUUUAUGAAAUGUUUGGAUUCCUCUUUAACUUUUUCUACAAUAAACAGUUUUUUCCGAUUUUAAACGUGGGUGUGUUCAAUCGUACAAAAUGGCAAAAGCGGCUAUAAAUGUUUUGUGCUUUUACAUAUUUGCCCGGAUUAACAUAAUUAAUAAACGCAUAACUGAUGAUCAAUGAUAUUAGCUAUUAAGAGUAGAAUCAAUGAA
Anarrhichthys ocellatus (wolf-eel) is the source of this 8879-nucleotide messenger RNA. It is a transcript of the gene tjp3, whose product is annotated as tight junction protein 3. Gene Ontology annotation, molecular function: cell adhesion molecule binding. The record is from RefSeq and is a predicted model, not a curated record. The coding region runs from base 4385 to 8278 and encodes 1297 amino acids. The transcript has 30 exons. NCBI's taxonomy places the organism in Eukaryota, Metazoa, Chordata, Actinopteri, Perciformes, Anarhichadidae. Gene Ontology annotation, cellular component: bicellular tight junction; plasma membrane. Gene Ontology annotation, biological process: protein localization to cell-cell junction; cell-cell junction organization; establishment of endothelial intestinal barrier.